AUGGAAUAUAUGCAAAGCUCGAACUUUUUGAAACUAAAAAGGAAGACCAAUCAAGUUGUGAGUGAUGAAGAACUCGACGAUGAGCUUUAUAAUAAAACCAAAAGACAUAGAGGUAGUGAGGUAAAAAUGGCGGAGUAUGAUUCAGAUUCUAGUGUCGAGGACUCUUCGGAUGACGAAAAUGGUGAGAAAGAGUUGAAUAUGAAGGCCAAUGUGAAGAAUGAGAAAGAAAGUGAAGAUAUGUUUCUGUCAGAUGUUGACGAUGUUGGUGCCCAAGGCCAUAAGAAGCAUGAAAAGUCAAAGAUCCAACUUUUGGAUAUUGCAGAGUUUAGAAAGGAAAAUCUGGUUGACCUGGACGUUACGGUUGAUAACGGCAAAGUGCAAGAAGAAGAAAAAAUUGUGGAUAUAGAGCCAUUCAAUAUCGAUGAUGAAGUGCAACACGGUGUAUUUGACAAAGAUGGCAAUUACAUAAAAGCAGAGGACAAUGCAGAUGAUGAACCGCAAGACAACGAAGAAUGGAUGAACGACGUCAUAGAUGCAGAACAAGCAAACAGACUUGAAAGGAAACAAAAUACAAGGGUUCAGAAUUCAAGACACUAUAUGGUACAUGAGGCAUUAGUUAUUUUCAAGUUUUUUCUUACUGAUGAUAAAGAAACAGCGCUAGAAGCCCUGGCAAGGUUAAACAAACUGCGAAAAAUAGCCAUCUCCAAAAAGAGUGAUUCAGUAAAAUACAUCAUCCACGGGAUCGAACUGUUGUCCGACUUGGCCAACAUACUGGAAAAUAAAGGAUUCAACGGAAUUUACGAAUAUAAUCGUAAGAAAAUUCAGGAUGCCAUUGAAGAGGAGUUGUUCGAUGAUGCCUCUGCGAUAAAUAACCAGAAGACAAAACUAUGGAGUUUUAGAUGGUUGAAUAAACCUGGUCAAACUCUCGGACAAUUCACGAAUUAUGAAAUGUCGUACUGGCAAAACACCUACUUCCAAAACAACGUCAUUGUGAAAUUUCGCGAAGAAUUGGAUCAAGAUGAAAACUGGAUACAUGUAUCAUGUCUGAAAUUUAUGUAA
Molecule: messenger RNA, 1059 nt
Organism: Saccharomyces eubayanus
Lineage: Eukaryota; Fungi; Ascomycota; Saccharomycetes; Saccharomycetales; Saccharomycetaceae
Gene: LIN1
Product: U5 snRNP complex subunit LIN1
Exons: 1
Coding region: 1-1059 (352 amino acids)
Cellular component (GO): U5 snRNP
Molecular function (GO): protein binding
Source: RefSeq, a predicted model, not a curated record